This is a messenger RNA of Artibeus jamaicensis (Jamaican fruit-eating bat), 5920 nucleotides long. RefSeq names its product kinase non-catalytic C-lobe domain containing 1 (gene KNDC1). The transcript has 31 exons. Bases 289 to 5388 code for a protein of 1699 amino acids. The record is from RefSeq and is a predicted model, not a curated record. Gene Ontology annotation, biological process: small GTPase-mediated signal transduction. Gene Ontology annotation, molecular function: guanyl-nucleotide exchange factor activity. NCBI's taxonomy places the organism in Eukaryota, Metazoa, Chordata, Mammalia, Chiroptera, Phyllostomidae.
GAGCGUCAGGCCCCCCAGUGCGGCCCCAGGAGUCCCCGCUCCCUGCUCGGGCGACACUGCGGCAGACUCGCGGGCGGGGCGCACCGAGGGCGCAGGGCAGCAGGGGGCGGCGCAGGGCGCGUUGCUAUGGCGCCGGGGCGCGCGUAGCCGGACCCGAGCGGAGCCAGCCUGGCAGACCCAAGCGCAGAGGCCACGGGAGGGCCGGGCUAGCCAGGCAGGGGCGCGUCCCGGGCGCGGAGCGCGGAGCCAGAGCGGGCCUAGGCCGGGUGCCCCUGGCGCGUUCGCAGGAUGCAGGCCAUGGACCCGGCCGCAGCGGAUUUUUACGAGGAAGAUGGCAAAGACCUGGACUUCUACGACUUCGAGCCGCUCCCCACUCUGCCCGAGGACGAGGAGAACGUGACCCUGGCCGACAUCCUCUCCCUGCGGGACAGCGGCCUCAGCGAGCAGGAGGCCUGGGCCGUGUGCCUGGAGUGCAGCCUCUCCAUGCGCAGCGUCGCCUGUGCGUCCCUCUUCCAGACGCUCUGCAUCACGCCCGACACCCUGGCCUUCAACACCAGCGGCAACGUGUGCUUCAUGGAGCAGCUCAGCGAUGACCCUGAGGGUGCCUUUGUGCCCCCGGAGUUUGACGUGACUGGGAACACCUUUGAGGCACACAUCUACUCCCUGGGGGCCACGCUGAAGGCUGCCCUCGAGUACGUGGCGGAGCCGGAGCCAAGGCUGAGCCCCGACCUGGAGGCGCUGCUGGACCAGAUGCAGGCGGAGGACCCCCGGGACCGGCCAGACCUCGAGAGCGUCAUCGCGCUGUGCGAGGAGAAGAUGCAGCUCGCGUCGUCCUGCCGCCUGUGCCGCAGCCUCUCGGCCGUCGGGAGGAGGGUGCUCUCCAUCGAGUCCUUCGGAGCCUUCCAAGAUGUCAGCGAGAGCACCUGGAGGGGGAGACCUGCCCCGAGAAGCAUGGGACCCAAGAGGCAGCCCAGGGACCACAGCACUGGCCCGGAGGCCCCCCUUGCCCCUCAGGGCCAGUCUCAGGCCCCAGAGUGCGACCCCAAGGCCCUGCCCUCCAAGCCUCCGCUGUCCCCCCCUGUGAAAAAUGGAGAGAGCCACAGCCAGGAGGCGCUGGCCAGCCUCCUCCUGGACGCCCAGCGCCCCGCAGAGGGAGGCCGCCUGAGGGAGGUGCAGGAGGUGCCCCGGCUCCUGCCCGAGGGCCCAGAGGCCAGCGCCCUCCGCCUGCCACUGACCAGCCUGAAAAGCCAGCUGCCUACACCUGAGUUCUUCCCACCGGACCCCCAGAAAGCCUUUCCUGAGGGGAAAAAUGACCUUUCCAGCCUCGAGGCCCAGCCCAAGCCCAGGCUGUGGCCGGAGCAGGAGCCAGAACACCAGGGGGAGGGGGCUCGAGGUGUGGGUCACGGCGGAGGAGGGGUGGCCGGCGUGUCUGGCCAGGGCCCCGUGGAAGAAGGCCACCGCCUCAGCGCUGAGGACGCCGAAGAUGCAGGCCGGGCCCCGGGGGUGCUGGGGGCUGAUGAGCAGACUGCAGAGGGAGCCGGGGAGCCGGGAGGUGCAGCCACGGAGCAGGGCGUCCCCCUGCAGGACCUGCUGACCCAGCUGGGCCGGCCCUUCAAGGACUACGAGCUGUGGGCCCUGGCCCACGCCUGCCUCAGCGCUCUGCGCACCCACCGCCAGCACCCAGCCUGCCUGUGUCCGGACUCCGUGCUGGUGGCUGAGGACGGGGCCGUGCUGCUCGGGCCGGCCCCUGCGGAUGGUGCUUCCAACUCCUUCUUUUUGGCCCCCGAGGUUGCAGAGCAGAAGCUGGUGACUGAAAAGGCCUUGGUGUACUGUGUGGCCGCAGUGCUGUGGACAGCGGCCAAGUUCGGCGUCCCCCGAGACCACAAGCUGGCCCUGCCACGCAGGCUCAAGACCCUUCUGCUGGAAAUGGCCAGAUGUAGUGCCCAGGAGCGGCCAUCGGUGGCUGAGGCCAGCAAGAUCUGUGGCAGCUACCUCCUCCAGCGAGGCAUGGACAGCAGGGAGAUUUUAGCCCACCUGAGAGCGUCUACCUGUAAAGUCCACCAGGAGGAAGAGACCAUCAGUCUUCAGAAUGCAUUCUCAGCACUCGAGCUGACCCCCGGUGCGGAGCCCAGUCCCAGGCCCAGCUCAGACAGGCACUCCAAGCCCAUACUCCUGGCGCCGGGAGCAGGUGGAGCCAGGGCCGCACCUGCCGGGUCUCCGGGGACAACAGAGGAGCCGGAGGAGAGGAAAGGCAGGCUGGAUAGGGACGUGGGUGGGAAGAAGGUUCCUGAGGGCCAGGCAGCGGCCAACAGCUCAGAGACUCCUGACCAGCUGGCGCCUGGACCCAAGUCAGGACACCCAGCGCCAGGACCCCCCAGAGAACUGGUGCCAAGUGGGGCGGCCCAGGGCAGCCCCUGCUCCCCAACUCCCACCUCAUCAGUGUCACCCCAGUCUUCUGCCCCAGCCCCACCCCUGAAGGUACAGGAGCCAGUCCUCCCUGGAGAUGUCCCAGGGCCCCCUGCAGCCCACCAGGGCCCACACCACCCGGCCAAGCCCCCCAGGAACAAGGCCCCCAAAAGCCCUGGCCAGGAGCCCCAGAGCUCCCCAGCAGUCCCCCUCAGUCCCUCCCUGGCCGAGGCGAGUCCAGACUGCCCCAGGGGUGACACAGUCAGUCACCCCGAGAAACCCCGGUCAGCAGACCACAAGCUGUGCCUGCCCGGGGUGGACGCCUCACCAGCCCCCCGGAGCCCAGCCUGCCCCUCGCUGCAGGAGGCCACACGCCUCAUCCGAGAGGAGUUCGCCUUCGACGGCUACCUGGACCACGGGCUGGAGGCGCUGAUCAUGGGGGAGUACAUUUAUGCCCUGAAAGACCUCACCUACGCCACCUUCUGCGGGGCCGUGGCUGAGAGGUUCUGCGACCUCUACUGGGGGGAGAAGCUGCUGCAGAGCCUCUUCCAGGUGGUGAACGGCAGGACGCCGCCCCCCACGAGCACUUCAGAGGAGGCGGGGCCACAGCCCGAGGCCUGCGCACCCGGCAGCUGCUCCCCUUCCAGCACGAGGCCCUUGCUGCUCGGACCAGGGAAGGACAUGCUGGUCACUCAUGGGAGCAGAGCCCCAUGCCCACCCCCCUCGCUGUCCGAUGUGGACUCGGACGAGCUGUCCCGGGGCAACUUGGAGGUGGGGUUUCGGCCUCAGAAGCCAGUAAAAGCUGAGAGGGAGCAGCUGCCGGAGGCCACGGGGGACCAGCAGCAGGCAGGGGGCCCAGAGCCGGCCGGAGGGGCCUCGGACUUGGAGGCAGUGGCGCGGCCUGCCCGGCCCAAAAAGGGCCCGACCGCGAGCCUGGGCCCGGCCGCGUUCCAGAGCUGCAGCCCCGGCUGGAGCAGCGCCUUCUACGAGGCCGACUGCUUCGGGGCCGACGUCCACAACUACGUGCGGGAGCUCGCGGGGCGCAAGGCCGGCGGGGCCCCCGACACCUCGAGCCCGGCAUCUCUCCUGGAACCUGAGUGUAGGCAGGAGCUCGAGCAGCAGCUCAUGAUGGAGCAGAGAACCUACCGGAAGACCCUCAAGUUCUACCAGAAGCUCUUACAGAAGGAGAAGCGGAGUAAAGGCUCCGAGGUGAAGACAAUGCUCUCCAAACUGAAGGGGCAGCUGGAAGAAAUGAAGUCCAAGGUGCAGUUCCUCGGACUGGUCAAGAAGUACCUGCAGGUCCUGUACGCGGAGCAGUGGGGCCUGGAGCCCAGCGCACUGCCCCUGCUGGUGAACGUGGCCGCGGCCCACUGCAGCGCGCCCGACUUCAGCCCUCUGGACGAGUCCUCCUCCCUCAUCUUCUACAACGUCAGCAAGCACCCCCGCGGCGGCCGGCAGCGCAAGGCCCGCGUCCUGCAGGCGGGCACGCCGCUGGGGCUCAUGGCCUACCUCUACUCCAGUGACGCCUUCCUGGAAGGCUACGUGCAGCAGUUCCUGUACACCUUCCGCUACUUCUGCACGCCCCAGGACUUCCUGCACUUCCUCCUCGACCGCAUCAGCAGCACCCUGUGCAGGGCCCACCAGGACCCCAGCUCGACCUUCACCAAGAUCUACAGGCGCAGCCUGUGCCUGCUGCAGGCCUGGGUGGAGGACUGCUACUCGGUGGACUUCACCCGGAACGCCGGGCUGAUGGGCAAGCUUGCCGACUUCGUCUCCUCCAAGAUCCUGCCCCUGGACGGCUCUGCGGAGCACCUGUUGGGGCUCCUGGAGGUGGGGGCCGACAGGCGGGCCGAGGGCGGCCCGCGCGGCCCAGACCCGGAGGACCCCAAGGAGGCGGAGGAGGACGCCAGGCCCCUCAACGCCCUCUGCAAGAGGCUCUCAGAAGAUGGCAUCACACGCAAGAGCUUCCCCUGGAGGCUGUCACGGGGCAACGGGCUGGCACUGCCGCUGCCGCACCACAAGCAGCGCCAGUACACCAUCGCGUCCGCCCUGCCCAAGCCCUGCUUCCUCGAGGACGUCUGCGGCCCCUACACCAAGGCCAGCGAGAAGGGGCCGUACUUCCUCACUGAGUACAGCACCCACCAGCUCUUCACCCAGCUGACGCUGCUGCAGCAGGACCUGUUUCAAAGGUGUCAUCCCGUCCACUUCUUAAACUCACGGGCCCUGGGCGUCAUGGACAGGAGUGUGGCCAUCCCGAAAGCCAGCUCCUCCGAGUCUCUGUCAGCCAAGACCUGCAGCUUAUUUCUGCCCGACUACAUCCAGGACAAGUACCUGCUGCAGCUCUUACGGAGCGCGGACGACGUCAGCACCUGGGUGGCCGCAGAGAUCGUCACCAGCCACACGGCCAAGUUGCAGGUGAACCUGCUGUCCAAGUUCCUGCUGGUGGCGAAGCUGUGCUACGAGCAGAGGAACUUCGCGACCGCCAUGCAGAUUCUGGACGGCCUGGAGCACCUGGCCGUGCGGCAGUCCCCAGCCUGGAGGGUUUUACCCGCAAAGAUAGCAGAGGUCAUGGAGGAGCUCAAAGCCGUGGAGGUGUUCCUGAAGAGCGACAGCCUGUGUCUGAUGGAAGGGCGGCGCUUCCGGGCCCAGCCCACCCUGCCCUCAGCCCGCCUCCUGGCCAUGCACAUCCAGCAGCUGGAGACUGGGGGCUUCACCAUGACCAAUGGGGCCCACAGGUGGAGCAAGCUCAGGAACAUCGCCAAGGUGGCCAGCCAGGUGCACGCCUUCCAGGAGAACCCCUACACCUUCGCCCCGGACCCCAAGCUGCAGUCCUGCCUCAAGCAGAGGAUCUCGCGGUUCAGCGGGGCCGAUGUGUCCCUCUUAGCCGCAGACAGCCGGGCCAGCUGCCACCAGGUUGCCAGUGAGAAGCACUCUCGCAAGAUCCAGGACAAGUUACGGCGAAUGAGAGCCACGCUCCAGUGACAGGACGGUGGGUCUGAGCACAAGACCACGCCCAAGGAUGGCACCCGGAGAGAGGGGCCGCCGGCUCUGGCCCCUCGGCACUGCAGGCGCAGCGUGCACCCCCUUAGACUAGGGACCCCCCAACACUGGCCCAGCUGAGGCCUCUGGGCACUGGGACGGGGCAGUGCAGGGCUCAGGCCGCAACCCGGGGAGGUCCGGGUGUUUCUGCUAGAAAAUUUAACAGUUCAAUCUUGAAACUUUAAAUGAAAACAGAGUAAGUUAACGCCCCAGGAUCGGAGAAAGGGCUCUCCCCAUUCUCCACCGGUCCAGCCCACCCCAGCCCCAAGCCUGCCUGCCCGCUGCCCGCCCACACGCAGGUUUAACCCCAUUUCCGUGGGUCUGGCCUCCCAGGGCCCAGCAACAAAGGACCAAGACUGACCUCUGACCCCCACACUAUCCUCAGGUCCCAAGGGGUUCUGAACCCUUCCUUUGGGGCCCCUGAAGCUUCCCAGUGGCCUGAGCCCCAACCCAGCUCACACUCCCACCCCCCAGA